AUGGCAGCCUCGGUCUCGGUCCCGGUCUCUGCCAAAAAGACUUCCACUCCAGACAUGCCUGUUUUUUCAUACGCUCAGGCCGCAAAGGGCCUUGCCGCUGAUUCAAAGCAGACCACUGCUGCUCCCAGCGUCGAUGAAAACGUCACUUCUUCCACUUCUACUACCACUACCAGUGCUAGCACAGCUGUAGAUGGACAGGUUGAAGAUGCCGGAAAGGCUGUCUCGGCGUCACCCUCGCUAGGACCGUCGACUUCAACAACUUCGACACUCGUCAAGGAAGAUGAUCUAUCCACCACCACCCCCAAUGGUACCACUACCGCUACCGCCUCAGAGUCCGAGUGGGAGAAGCAGUCUCAGGCUUCCACUGCUGCAGACAACAAGGACAAGACUACCACCAGCUCGUCGUCGGCAGUAGACGAUGAGAAACCCAAGUCAGAGGCCAGCUGGGAGAACAACUCCACUACUCCACAGAAGGAGCAACAAAAGGAACAGCAGAAGGAACAGCAAAAGGAACAGAAGGAACAGAAAGAGCAGAGGGAGCUUAAGGCUGCUCCUCCACCAGCAGUCAACAUCUGGCAGCAACGACAGGAGGCCCUGGAGGCCAAGGCAAAGGCCAAUGCCCUGUUGAAGCCUGCUACCACCACCACUACUACCGGUAGUAACACGGCUGCCCCAGCUACAAAGACCUCCGCCACUCAGACAUCUGGUGAUGUCAGGUCGGAACACUACAAAGGCGGCAGCAGGAAGAAGGCAGACGCCACUGCCACAGAUGCCACCCGUGACAAAAAGAAGUCUACCGAUGGAUCAAGGAAAAGCUCUCGGUCUGCCAAAGUCCAAGAUGGUGAAUCCCUUCCACCAGUCAACGAUGCCUCCUCCUGGCCAACUCCACAAAUAGCACAAGGCGAAGACCUGCGCAAGGCCCAGGACCACACCGACAAGCCUGAACGGCCCGAAAAGGAGAAACCUGCCGGCUCCAGAACCCACGGCAAAGAGAAAUGGAUGCCCGUGCCAUAUGUGCCUACCGCAGUCUUCAACACCCCCUUGCCACCAGCUGCCAGGAGAGGUGGCCGCAGUGGUGGUGCCAGAGGUGGUGCGCGUGAAGGCGGCUCCAGGGGCGGUGCUCAUACUGGUGGUGACAGAGCAGCUGCGGCAGCUGCUGGUGCCGGCUCUGCAUCCACCACUAAGCCUUCGUCCGCCGGAGAGCGCGAGAAGAGCGAUGCCACCGAGUCUGCUCAGAAGAACACUUCGACCGCUGAUGCCAGCCUGAAAAACGGCGAUGCUGAGAAACAUACUCCUGCUGAGACGCAAAAGGAGAACAUCAAGCAAGUGCACAACAGCAGUAACAACAACGCUGCUACUACCGCUUCCUCUGACCCUACUUCGUCGCAGUCUCCCACUCGUCCCCACCAGGGCAAGUCCUACCACAAAUCCCACGAGAACAGCAGCUCGUACAAGAACGCACAUGGAGACCAGCACGCCUCCAGACAGUCCAACUCAGACUCUCAUGCAGGAGGACACUCCAGAUACGUCAACCAUGACAGCAGGCGGUUCGACAUGGGCACUCGAUCCGGCGAGUUCUUCAAGGACUCCGGCUCUGGCUACCAGCCAAAAGACAAAGACUUCACCAAGGACCGCGAGUACAACCGUGAAUACACUCGCGAGUCUCGCUCCGAGCGAGGAGGCCGUGGUGGCUACCGCGGCGGUCGUGGCGGUCACUCCAACUACUCCAACUCCAACAACAACUCCAACACCACUUCCACUGCUGGUACCGCCGCCAACAACGCCCAAAACGCCUCUACCUCAUCAUCCUUCCACUCCGCUCCAAUCCCACAGCAUCCUUUCCCCUCAUCCAAGAACUACAGCUUCACCGACCGCCACCGCAUCCAACCCACCGCCAACGGCGCUCAGCAGCCUGCCCAGCAACAUGCUUCCACAAACACCCGUAUGAACAUGCGUUCUCCCUCAAUGCCUAACCCUGGCAUGUUCCCAGCCCCUUACCCCAUCCAGACAGACAUGAACAUCCUCUACCCAUACCCUCAUGCGAUUCCUCCAGGCCCCAUGACCGCAAUGUCCUACCAGCCAUACAUGGAGCAAUACUCGCUCAUGGGCACCCUCUCAAUGCAGCUAGAGUACUACUUCUCUGUCGACAACCUGUGCAAGGACCUCUUCCUGCGCCGCCACAUGGACUCUCAGGGCUACGUCCUGCUCUCUGUCAUUGCAUCGUUCAAGCGCAUCAAGUCGCUUACCGAAGACGUGGAACUGUUGCGCUUCGUCUGCAGACAGCUGAGGAACGUCGAGUACCGACCUGGAGAAGACGGUGUGGACAGGCUCAGGAAGCGCGAGGAAUGGGCGCAGUGGGUGCUCAACAUGGACGAGCGGGAUCCAUCAGCAAGGAAUGAGGGGCCUUCAUCCGCGACCGCCCAGGAGUAUAUCCCCCAGCAGCAGGUGCAUAUGAAUGGCCAUGCCCACGCACACGGAGCUGGCCACGCGAACGGCACAUACGUGAACACCAACUACGUACCCGCCGACAUGGCUCCCACCGAGGAACCAAAGCGCCAUGCUAAGCUGUCUUCCGCCGCACCAGAGUUUUCCCCUCUCGCUGCAAAUGGCACUUCAUCCUUUGAACAAGCUCCUGUUGACGGCCAGGCUCAGCCUCAGGCAGAUGGCAGCAAUAACUUCGUUGCAGUGGUACGUUAA
Messenger RNA from Nannizzia gypsea CBS 118893, 2697 nucleotides. RefSeq names its product La domain family protein. The record is from RefSeq and is a predicted model, not a curated record. Bases 1 to 2697 code for a protein of 898 amino acids. The transcript has 2 exons. NCBI's taxonomy places the organism in Eukaryota, Fungi, Ascomycota, Eurotiomycetes, Onygenales, Arthrodermataceae.